GAGAGAGAGAGCGAGAGAGAGACGGGGAGGGAGGGAGAGAGAGAGAGUGGAGUUGCUGGGCCUGGUAAGGGAAAAAAAACGUCCUGAAAAGAUAGUCCAAGCGGAUUUCGUCUGUUUGCUUACGGCACAUCCGAGCUUGCAGAAAGGUGUAUUUCUUACCGGCGUACCAGCUUUAAUUCCCACGCCCGAUUCGAUUCGGACUUUACACUAAAGAACAGGCCUCGGAGGUGAGAAGUCUUGACCAGAAUGGGAUGAUUACCCUGCCGGAGGGGAACGCGCUUACUCUGCAGAGACCGAAAGACUCCAUGAAAGAUGACAGAAGAGGUCAUAGUUAUAGCCAAGUGGGACUACACGGCCCAGCAGGACCAAGAACUUGACAUCCGGAAAAAUGAGCGUCUUUGGCUGCUGGACGACUCCAAGACGUGGUGGAGGGUGCGGAAUGCCUCCAAUAAGACGGGCUACGUCCCCUCGAACUACGUGGAGCGCAAGAACAGCCUGAAAAAGGGCUCAUUGGUGAAGAACCUUAAGGACACAUUAGGUCUGGGCCGGACCAAGCGGAAGACCAGCGCCCGCGACGCCUCGCCGACGCCCAGCACGGAGGCGGAGUUCCCGGCCAAUGGGAGCAGCGGGGCCGAGCGCAUCUAUGACCUCAACAUCCCGGCGCUCGUCAAGUUCUCCUACGUGGCGGAGCGGGAGGACGAGCUGACCCUGGUGAAGGGCACGCGCGUGAUGGUGAUGGAGAAGUGCAGUGACGGCUGGUGGCGGGGAAGCUUCACGGGCCAGGUGGGCUGGUUCCCCUCCAACUACGUGCUGGAGGAGAGCGAGGAGGCGUCAGGGGAGGCGCCCAGUUACCUGUCCUCGAGACCGGGGGCGACGGUCAGCAACGGCCAGGGCCACAAGGUCCUGCAUGUGGUCCAAACUCUGUACCCCUUCAGCUCGGUGACGGAUGAGGAGUUGAACUUUGAGAAGGGGGAGAUCAUGGAGGUGAUGGAGAAACCACAGAACGACCCCGAGUGGUGGAAGUGUAAGAACGCUCGCGGCCAGGUGGGCCUGGUGCCCAAGAACUACGUAGCCAUCGUGAGCGACGGCCGGGGGCCCCCUGGGGGCCUCCACUCGCCACAGGCCAGGCGCACGGGGCCCUCGCGCACCGGCAAGUUUGCUGGCAAGGAUUGGUACUACGGUAACGUCACACGGCACCAGGCGGAGUGCGCUCUCAACGAGCGGGGCGUGGAGGGAGACUUCCUGGUGCGGGACAGCGAGUCUUCGCCCAGUGACUUCUCUGUGUCCCUGAAGGCCCCAGGGAAGAACAAGCACUUCAAGGUGCAGCUGUCGGAGGGCUCCUUCUGCAUCGGCCAGAGGCGAUUCACCACCAUGGACGAGCUGCUGGAGCACUACAAGAAGGCGCCCAUCUUCACGAGCGAGCGUGGCGACAAGCUGUACCUCAUCAAGCCGCUGCUGUGACCCUCCCCUCUCCGGGACGCUGCCCUGUCAGAACCCGCACCUCACCUCGACCAGUCAGAGCUGUCUCUAUGAGCCUUUCCUGCCCACUCCCCUCCUUCCCAAUUUUUAUUUUUUAUUUUUUCCCCCGGGUUGGUCGACCAACGCAAAGAACAGCUGACCGGCAGCAUGGCCAGGCCCCGCCCACGAGACCCUGCCCAUGGCUGAGUCUGUCGCUGAGUCAGUUUUAUUUAAGUGUCUCUCAUGCCUGUCUGUCUCUUGGGCCUUUUGCUUCUUUGGAUCCUUUUCUGAGUUCUAUACUACAGAUCGAGGACAGUGCCCUCACCGAGUGACUGCUGCAUGAGCGUGCUCCAGCCCUCGCUCUGACGGCAGGGAUAUUUUCGUCCGGCAGUGUUGUUCUACGUCUAGCCUCUGGGGGGCGCACUAGAGUAACUGCGCUCACCUCCCCUCCAAGCCAAACCUGACGUCACCACUGCGUUCCUGCACAUCGGAACCAUCCAGUCUUUGAGGAUUUUUUUUUUUUCCUCAUUUAUUAUGUAGACGCCGGCAGGAGUUGGUAACGCUCACUGAUAUGACACAGAUUUUACGUGGUUUUGGUUCUGUGCAGCACCGAUGUGGCUGCGGGAUAUUUCUGGCACUUUUAAGCGCCGUCUAUUUGAGGACCCCACCCCCCCUCCGCCUCUUUUGGGGGUUUACGCCAAACUCCAAAUGCUGCACCGCCCAGCACUUCAGAACACAGCACGCUACGGCUUUAACGCGCCUCAAGAUUGUACAGCGGGUCGACAGAACCGACUCCCCUCCCCACCCUGCGGAGUUUCGGGAGGUGGGGAGAAUGGACCCCCUCCCAGUCGGGACCUGAAUGUCUGUCAGUACAACCAAACGUGCCACCCCCAUACUGUCUGUGCACUACUGCUUUCCAGCACCAUUCUUUAGUUUCUUUUCUUUCAGUUAUAGCUGACUGUCUACACUAAUUCUGUAUUAAGGAGGAAGGAAAAAAGAUGUUCUUAUUUACAUUUGCAAUGUCUGUUUACCUACAAGAGUCUGCUGAACAACUGGCUUCCCAGAUCUUUUAGAUGUUUUUGAGCAUUAUUAUUUAAUUCUUGUUUCCAUUGUAUGUAUAUUUAAAUCAUGAGGUGCAAAUAUAAAUUUGUUCAGAUCCAGCAGUGUAAGGUGCUGUACCUUUUGACAGUGUGUUGAGAACUAAAAUACUUUUGUUCAAUUAAAUUUUUUUUUCAAAA
Molecule: messenger RNA, 2696 nt
Organism: Brienomyrus brachyistius
Lineage: Eukaryota; Metazoa; Chordata; Actinopteri; Osteoglossiformes; Mormyridae
Product: cytoplasmic protein NCK2-like
Exons: 5
Coding region: 313-1461 (382 amino acids)
Biological process (GO): negative regulation of endoplasmic reticulum stress-induced eIF2 alpha phosphorylation; positive regulation of translation in response to endoplasmic reticulum stress; positive regulation of endoplasmic reticulum stress-induced intrinsic apoptotic signaling pathway
Molecular function (GO): protein binding
Source: RefSeq, a predicted model, not a curated record